AUGAUCGACCCAUCGAAGGACAAGUUUGCAUACUUUAAAGAUAAUAUCCAGACAGAAGAGGACAAGGAGGAAUUUGACGCUAGUCAAUAUUACUACAAUCGAGACGAGUUGACAAACUCCAAGAACUUAAAUACAAGCAACGGAUUGAGCAAUAGCGGGGGUCCACACUUGAGUCUUUCUAGUUUUCAUUCCAUGGCCAAUGGCCUCGGGGUAGUACCUUUAGACAUGGACGUUUCAGAAUCUACCUUGGUACAGCUAGAUAGCCCCUAUUCGAGCUAUAGUGGUGGUCUCAUGCAAGGAGGACCGAGUUCAUUUUUAGGUGUUGCUGGUGUCGAACGCUUGCAAGUGGGAGCAGCUGCUAUGCCUCCGACGCACGAGCUGCACCGGAUCAGCUCUGGACGGGGUUUUCAGCUGCAGACAGAGAAUAAAGGGCCUGAUAUGUCCGAGUUCCCUGCUCUGGGUUCCAGGAUGAGCUCCUUAUCACUGGAAUCAAGCUUUGAAGGCUCGGUCGCUGACCGCAUGAGGGCCCAACCCUCCGAGUUUGUCAUUCAGAAGGAAGACUUUCCUGCGCUCUCGACGUUUGGACCUGGUGCCAGCGAAAAAAGCCCCAUGCAACCAUCGGCAGAGUUGAAGAGACACUCGAGCUUUACUUCAUCGACUGCAGAUGGUAUGCUGUCCUCACGGCUGGAACAGCAGAAGGGUGGCACAUCGAUAGGUAGCCGUGCCGGCGGGCCAGUAAUGGGGACAGGAGUUAGCGGCAGCGUAAAUCUAGGGACUGAAGCGUUCAAUCAUUUUCGUGCGCCGCGUCAAGACAAACAGGCUACUGAAAAGACUAGUAAUGGCGAGCUAGACCCGAGCAACCAGUACGGGCUUCUCGGAAUGCUGCACACCAUCAUCCGUCCAGGCAGAGACUCAAGGAAGAACUUAGCAAUGGGUUGCGAUCUUACGUCCCUCGGACUAAACCUUAACUCGGCAGAACCGCUGCAUCCGACAUUUGCAUCUCCAUGGGCUGAGGAGCAGUUGACGAAGGAACCGCAAUUCUCGUUGCCGACAUGUUACUACAAUCAACCACCGGUGCUCAAGACGACGCAUUUGUCCAAGUUUCAUCUUGAGACACUGUUCUUCAUUUUCUACUCAAUGCCUAAGGACGUGUUACAAGCCUACGCUGCCCAGGAAUUGUAUAGCCGCGAGUGGCGGUACCAUGCCGAGCUGAAGACCUGGUUGAAACGCGCGUCUUCAGCUGAUGCUUCUCUUGUGAGCAGCCAUUCAAGCUCGCCGGCUGGUGGCACAAGUACUGGAGCAUCAGCAGGCGCGAGUGCCAAUGGCAGUAUUGGCUCGAUUGGAAGCGCGAUGGGGUCUGGUGCAGGACCUUCAUUAGCAAACAGCUCACUUGCGCCGCAGUUCCUGUUUUUUGACACUGUCAUAUGGGAACGACGUGUCUUCACGGGGAACAUCAACUCCAUAAGUGCUGGUCUAUUGGGUGAAGAGGAGAUUCGGGUGAAGUUUAACGCGUCUUCGUAA
Peronospora farinosa is the source of this 1521-nucleotide messenger RNA. NCBI's taxonomy places the organism in Eukaryota, Oomycota, Peronosporomycetes, Peronosporales, Peronosporaceae. The record is from the annotation of a GenBank genome assembly.